This is a messenger RNA of Ceratitis capitata (Mediterranean fruit fly), 2564 nucleotides long. RefSeq names its product guanine nucleotide-binding protein G(f) subunit alpha (gene Galphaf). The record is from RefSeq and is a predicted model, not a curated record. The transcript has 5 exons. Gene Ontology annotation, molecular function: G protein-coupled receptor binding; G-protein beta/gamma-subunit complex binding; GTPase activity. Gene Ontology annotation, cellular component: heterotrimeric G-protein complex. The coding region runs from base 898 to 2073 and encodes 391 amino acids. NCBI's taxonomy places the organism in Eukaryota, Metazoa, Arthropoda, Insecta, Diptera, Tephritidae. Gene Ontology annotation, biological process: adenylate cyclase-modulating G protein-coupled receptor signaling pathway.
GGGGAUAGAGUUGAGUGGGUUUCGGUAUGGACUAGCGCCGGUCGGCGUGUUGUUGGUGCCGUGCUUACUAACUGCUAGUUCGCUGCCUAACAUGUAGAGGUGUUGGCGGCUUUGUAGUGUGGGCUACGGUUACGGCGGGAAAGCAGACUUCACCGUUAAACAAUUGGUAGGUAGCAAGCAAGCAGGCAGGCAGGCUGGCUGGCUGGCAAAAAGAUCCGAGCAACCGUUGUUAAUCUUAUCUCCACUGUGUAUCAUAUAUUAGACGGGCGUACAAGCAAUUUGUACGAUAUCGAUGGGACGGACAGCAGCAAUUUUUACUACAAUAAUAAUAACAUUAAUAAUUGCAAGCGGCGAUAACGGUAUCAUAAGGUUGGUGGCGUUGAGUAUGUGAUAUGUGAUUUUCAUACAUUGUUUAAAAGAAUCUUACAACGUUGAAUGGCCCACAGUUGGGCGAGUGAUUUCAAAGCGUUAGCACACGCAAGCAAUAAAGCAAGCAAGCAAGCAUUUUCGUAGUGUAGAGUGAAGUGAAUUUCGCUAGAAAGAAUAUAUCAUACAACUACAAACACAUACAAAUACACCUACAUAAAUAUAGAGACAAAGAGACUUUUGAGUAAAUGAGAAACGAAAAGUAUAUAAGUGCAUAAAAGUAAGAAAUCCAAUUAGUGAGGUUAAAAAUUAAUAAAUUUUGAAAGAGAGAAAAAUUAAAAAAAAAAAAUAUCAAUUAAAAAACUCAUAAACUGUGAUUGAAAAAAUUUAAACUAAAGCUAAAAGUGACUGAUCAACGGUAUAUAGCUGAGCAAACCGUUAUAUUCCUGUCUAAGGCGCUGAAUAAUUUCAUUAAUCAACAUUUUUUGGCGUUCAAAAGAAGAAGAUUAAACUACAACAACGUUGGCCAAAAUGAAGUUAAAACUUUUACGUUAUUUACGUCAUACGAAACCGCAAAUGCAAGACGAAUUUCAAACAACGCCACAGGAUGUGGAACAGCAAUUUACCGAGGUGCGUAAAUCGUUUCGUGAAGCCGUGAAAAUUUUGUUAUUGGGCACAGCGGAGUCGGGGAAAACGACAAUAAUCAAACAAAUGCGUAUUCUCCAUAUAAACGGAUACACCGAUGAAGAACGCUGUGAUAAAAUUCCCGAAAUCUUACAAAAUAUCCACGAAUCAAUAUAUCAGCUGGUGCAACAUAUGUCCAUACUUGGUAUUCAGUAUCAAAGUAUAGCGAGUAGAAAAUGUGCUGAGUACAUACUCUCGCUGGGAGAUCAAGCACCAGAGUAUAUGAAUGAUGAAUAUUGUGAUCACAUCAUCACUUUGUGGAAUGAUGUUGGCAUUCGGACCUGCUUUGAACGUGCCCAUGAAAUUCCUUUACUAGAUAGCACGAAAUAUUUCCUCGACAACUUCGAACGCAUCUCUGACCCUGAGUACAUACCUUCUACGGAGGAUAUUCUACACAGUCGUAAGAUCACCACUGGCAUCCACCAGAUUACCUUCAAAGUGAAAGUGCCGCGUACAAUGGGUGGUGGCGUGCAAGAGUUUCGCAUGUACGAUGUCGGCGGGCAGCGUGAUCAACGCAACAAGUGGAUACAGGUGUUCGAGGGCAUACAAGCCGUGUUGUUUCUCAUUUCCUGCGGCGAUUUCGAUCAGUGUUUGCGUGAGGACCCACGUCAGAAUCGUCUGCAAGAGGCGCUUAAUUUGUUUCGGAGCGUUUGGCAAAAUCGUUUUCUCGCCUCAGCCGGGUUUAUUGUAUUCCUCAAUAAGCAGGAUGUGAUGGAGCGGAAGAUACGUGCUGGCAAACAUAUUGUGGAUUAUUUUCCGGAUUUCGAAGACUUCUGCAACUCCCCGCAAGAGGGUAAUUACUUUGAUGAGUCUGAUUGGACGAAACGUUUCAUACAGCAUAAACUCAUCGAUAUCACGCGUGAGCCGUUCAAGCGUAAUUCUCGAAAUAAUAUCGAUUACUCGCGCCGUGAGUGCUAUUAUCAUUUUACCAUUGCCACCGACACGAGUUGCGUGCGGAAGGUCUUCAACGAUGUGCAUCAGAUGAUUCUGCAUCAGAACAUGAAACUGGUGACACUGCUGUAAUGAGACUGUACAUACACACAGACAUAUGUUUGUAUGUAUGUAUGAUAUGUAAAUGUCACGAAUGUUUACUUCGUGCAGCAAAAAUAUUGCAAUUAGUUGUAACAGUUAAGUAAAGUAAAGAUUGCUUAGUAUUAUUUAGCAUAGAAUAUAAUUAAGUAAAUGCAAGUGAAGUAUUCUAUUAAAAUAUUUAUAAUGUAAAUAUAUGUACGAGUAUGCAUGUAUUGAAAUAGUUGUAGUCCGUGCCGAAUCUUUGAAUUUUUAAUUUACAUACAAAAUAAGCGUCAGAAUUUAGAAAAUUCCUAUUCUGCAACUGUGAUUUUAAUAGGGAUAAUUUUUAGUUAUUUUAUUUUAGUUAACACAUUUAGUCAUAAAAACGAAGAAUUUUAAUUUUUCUACCGAACUUAUAAUUAAUCUUAAGAAUUUAUGUGCUUUUCAGAAGAUUUUACACCGAUUUUUCAACAACAAAUAAACUGAAAUAUUUUUCAAACAGA